UAUUAUUUACUGUCCAAAUUAUCAGCUGUCAUAGUGUUUGUCAUGCUUACCCAUAAAUUUAUCGAUGUUCCUAAGACACUGCUGAAUCUGUAUACUCCUGUGCACAAGGAAAAUUUGGCGCAACUUACCUUAGCAAGGCGAUUUAAAUUUUGCCCCUAAAAUGUGACCUUUUUUAAGCUGAAUAAUGGAUCUCACCCCGCUUAAAUUGUACAGAAUGUCACGACCACCAGCCAAGAAACGAUGUCAUACAAAUGAAGAGGAUAUUAGAGAAUUUAAAGAAUACUGGACUGAAAAAUUUGGCAUGAUCAAGAAAGAUAAUAAAGCAUUAUGCAUUUUAUGUUCUGAAUCAGUUGUUUGUAGGACUUCUUCUGUGAAGAGACAUUUUGAAACUGUUCAUAAAAACUUAAGUAAUGUAACUGAGCAAGAACGAAGAGAAUUAAUUUCUCGUGAAAUGAUUAAGACAAAAAAACUGUCUGAUGUUUUGAUGAAAUUUAUUUCAGGUAGGCCAAGUUCCAACUUAGUUGCUGCUGGUUUUGAGGUUUCAAAAGUUAUUGCCCAACAUGGAAAGCCACUCAGUGAUGGGGAGUAUAUUAAAGAAGCAUGGCUAGAAUGUGCUCCUUUCCUUUUUGAUAACCUUUCAGAAAAGGACAAGAUUAUUCAGCGCAUUAAAGAUUUGUCUGUGAGUAGAAAAACAGUUAAGGAUAGGAUACUUAAGAUGGAAAUGAAUACAACUGACCAAUUAACAAAGGAUUUAGCUUCAUGUAAGUUCUUUUCUAUUUGUGUUGAUGAAAGCACAGAUAUUACAUCAUCAGCUAGGCUAGCAAUUUUUUCUCGAUUUUGUAGGGAUGAUGAGGUAUGCGAAGAGAUGAUUAACCUUGUAACACUACCUGAGCGUACCACUGGGGCUGACAUAUGUAAAGCAGUUGUGAACGAAUUAUCUAUUCGACAAAUUGACAUUUCAAAAGUAGUAUCCGUCACAACAGAUGGUGCACCCAGUAUGAUUGGUAAGGAAGCAGGAUUUGUAAAUCUGUUUGCAAAACAUGUUGGUCAUCCGCUGAUAGGUUUUCAUUGCAUCAUACAUGAGGAGGCUUUAUGUGCUAAAGCUGGUCUAAGGGAACUUCAAGAAGUGAUGCAAACAGUCACCAAGGUUGUUAAUUACAUUUCUGCACGUGCCUUAAAUAAAAGACAAUUUCGGAAUUUAUUGAAUGAGGUGGAUUCGGUGUACAAAGGACUAACAAUGUACAACAAUGUUCGUUGGCUUAGUCGAGGAUUUGUUUUGAAACGAUUUGUUGAAUGCAUGGAUGAGAUAAAUCUCUUUCUGAUUAACCAACAAAUGUCUUAUAAAGAAAUGUCUGACAUCGUGUGGGUUUGUAAACUAAUGUUUUUUGCAGAUUUAUGUGAACAUUUAAAUGACUUAAAUGUUAAAUUACAAGGCUCUGGUAAGACACUUGAUGUUAUGUUUGAUUACAUAAAGGCAUUUGAAAUGAAACUAGGAGUUUUUAAGAGGGAUGUAGAUAGUGAAAGAUUUAGAUACUUUCCAAACCUAAAGAAAUACAUCAAUGAUCUCACAAAGGAUGACAAAACAGACUGCCAGUGUCUUCAGAAGCUAUUUGUAAACAUCAUUGAGUCAACUGUUGAGCAGUUCUCAACAAGAUUUGCUAGGUUCAGAGAAUUAGAAGAGACUGCAAAAUUCAUUAAGUUUCCAGACAGUAUAAAACUGGAUGAACUAAACUUGCAGAAGUUUUCAUGGAUAGAUAUGGAUGAUUUUGAAAUGCAAUUGAUUGAAUUUCAAACUAGCUCAAUUUGGAGGCAGAAAUUUGUUGAGCUUAGAGCUGACUUGGAAAGUAUUGAAAAGGAUCGAUUAGAGAAGGGAGUAAGAGAGAGAAAUGCCGAAAACGAGGUACUGAGGACUUGGAAUACUAUUCCAGAAACUUUUGUCUGUUUAAAAAACUUGCAACAACAUUACUAUCCAUUUUUUCAUCUACAUAUUCUUGUGAAUCAUUGUUCUCAGUGAUGAACUCUGUUAAGUCUCAUAAUAGAAGUAGCCUUACUGAUGAAACUAGUAGCGCAUGUAUAUCUCUCAAGGUUACAAAAUAUAAACCGGAUAUAAAUUAUCUAUCAUCAGGGAUGCAGCAGCAGAAGUCUCAUUGAUUCUAAAUAAAGAAAAGGUUCACAAUUAUUCGUUCUCUAAUUUUCAUUUGAUGUAUUCUGUUAAAAAUAUUAAGGAUUCGCUUUUGUUUAAUAUAAUACAGUGUGUAUUGUUGUAGGUAAAAUAACUUUUAUAUUUUCUCUGUGGUUUUUAUGCAUCAUUCAUAAAGGAUUAAGAAUCAAUAAAAGAAUAUCUUUAGUUUUAUAUCCUUUUAUUGUGUUUUAGUCGAGUAAAUCGAUAUUGAGCUUGGUAUUGUAAUGUACUGAAAAAAGUUUACAAAAACUAAUGGCUGAAUGAUCUGAUAAACAAAUCAAAAAUAUUGUUUACUCUUUUGCUGAUGCUAAAAAUAACGUCUUUAAAUUGUGUGGAUGUAUAUGACAACUAGAUUUACACUGAAAUGCUAAUAUAAAACAUCCACGCUAACAACAGGGAAGAACAACCACUAAGUAAAAAUUCUGUCACUAAUUUUUACAUUCAUUCAAUAUCCCAUGAUUUAUAAAAUCACUCUUACAAAACUCUCUGAUUUUACCACCCCGGUGUGAUUUCUGAUUAUUUGAAAAGGUUCUCCCAUUACGUAAAAGAUACCAAAUAAUAUGUGACCCGGAAAUUUUGGUUGGCACGAGAGAAAAUUUUGUAUCAAAGAUUUGGUCGAUUUUGGCACACACACUCAAAAAGGUUGCCCACCCCUGCCCUAGGCCCUGAU
Molecule: messenger RNA, 2852 nt
Organism: Homarus americanus (American lobster)
Lineage: Eukaryota; Metazoa; Arthropoda; Malacostraca; Decapoda; Nephropidae
Product: general transcription factor II-I repeat domain-containing protein 2A-like
Exons: 2
Coding region: 185-2014 (609 amino acids)
Source: RefSeq, a predicted model, not a curated record